Messenger RNA from Arabis nemorensis, 1239 nucleotides. NCBI's taxonomy places the organism in Eukaryota, Viridiplantae, Streptophyta, Magnoliopsida, Brassicales, Brassicaceae. The record is from the annotation of a GenBank genome assembly.
AUGGGAAGUAGCAGUUCGAAACGAUCGAGCAGGAGAAGCAGUAGGACGGAUUCUCAAAGCUCGUCUUCUACUUGGGGACAAAACAGCUCUCACCACGCGCAUUACUCGUUUUCUUCUUCUUCUGGGUUUCAAGCGCAGAAGAAUCAAGGCAAGAGCAAGUAUUCACAGAUCGGCGAUGACUACCAUUCCAUUAAUGAGGUUACGGCUGCUCUUUCUCAUGCCGGUUUGGAGUCUUCCAAUCUGAUUGUUGGUAUUGAUGUCACCAAGAGCAACGAGUGGACUGGAGCGAGGUCAUUCAACAGGCAAAGCUUGCAUUACAUUGGAACUGCUCCUAAUCCGUACGAGCAAGCCAUUUCUAUCAUCGGAAAGACCUUAUCCGCUUUCGAUGAGGAUAAUUUGAUCCCUUGUUAUGGGUUUGGAGAUGCUACGACCCAUGAUCAGCAUGUCUUCAGCUUCUACCCUGAAGAUACUUUCUGUAACGGGUUUGAACAAGUCCUUAUACGUUACCGAGAGAUUGUUCCUCAGCUGCAUCUUGCAGGGCCAACUUCUUUCGCACCCAUUAUCGAAAGGGCCAUGACCAUUGUGGAGGAAAGCGGAGGACAGUACCAUGUUCUUCUCAUAAUUGCUGAUGGACAGGUGACAACAAGUGUGGAUACACAUCAAGGCGGCGUCAGCUCGCAAGAACAGAAGACCAUUGAUGCGAUUGUUAGAGCGAGUCAAUAUCCAUUAUCGAUAGUUCUGGUUGGUGUUGGAGAUGGUCCUUGGGAUACAAUGACACAGUUUGAUGACAACAUCCCGGCUCGUGCCUUUGACAAUUUCCAGUUUGUGAAUUUCACGGAUAUUAUGUCGAAGAACAUUGAUCAUGGAAGAAAAGAAGCAGAAUUUGCACUUUCUGCCUUGAUGGAGAUCCCAUCUCAGUAUAAGGCCACUCUCGAGCUCGGCUUACUCGGACGAAGAAGGGGAUAUUGUCCAAACACGAUUGCUCUUCCUCCACCAGUCAGUGUUAUUAAUCGAUCUCUGAACAACAACAGCUCGAAAACUUUCUGUUCAAGCACUGUUACUACUGCACCGCCUUUUUCAACUGAUAGUAACGAGAGCAAGCUUUGCCCAAUCUGUCUGGUCAAUACGAAGAACAUGGCAUUCAACUGUGGCCAUCAGACUUGCAAUGAAUGUGGACAAGACAUUCAUAUCUGUCCCAUUUGCCGCACCUCAAACGCAGUUCGUAUCAAGCUCUAUUAA